This is a messenger RNA of Carassius auratus (goldfish), 4756 nucleotides long. Its product is annotated as zinc finger MYM-type protein 1-like. The transcript has 2 exons. Gene Ontology annotation, molecular function: protein dimerization activity. NCBI's taxonomy places the organism in Eukaryota, Metazoa, Chordata, Actinopteri, Cypriniformes, Cyprinidae. The coding region runs from base 2408 to 4660 and encodes 750 amino acids. The record is from RefSeq and is a predicted model, not a curated record.
CGGAUUGGCAAUCGGGAAUACCGGGAACAAUCCCGAACGGCCGGUCCAUUUCAGGCCGAAUCGGCCGGUGGUCAAAUUUGUUAUUAUUAUUUUUUAUUAUUAUUAUUUAUUUUAUAUGAUACGGUACCGUACCGGCCUGUAGCGGCCGCUCAGCUGCAGCGGAACGCAGCUGUGUGUCUGUGUGUGUGUGUGUGUGUGUGUGUGUGUGUGUUUCAGACUGGGCCAAACCAAUACUUCCAAUCUUAAGGGGGGAUACGAGCGGCCUCUCCCAACUUGGACUGAUCCUCCUAUUUCCUGACAUCCGAUUGGCUCAAAGGCGCCGAUCAAAGGAGUUUACUUGGUUAGGUUUGAGUUUGUGUGAAUGCAACAGAGACAGACGGUAAAAAUGGCGAAACGAAGGAAAGAAGAGAAAGAAAUGGGUGGGGCCGAAAAAAUAAGAAUGAAAAAAAAAAAAAAUGUUGGCACAAGAGGCAGCUAAAUGUGCCAAAUUAACGGACCUUUUCCGCACUGAAAAGGGUGCUGUGGCAGGAGGUGCAGGUGAGGAAGGAGGACCCAGCAGCAUGGAUAGGACAGGUGCACGAUUAGGCCGGCGAGCGGCGGCGACACGCUGGCUGGCUGACUGUGCGUGAGCGUGGUGUUUGCGUAGCGUUUUCCAUGUCUUUGCCUGGUCUUUGCACACCAGAAACGUGUCUGACGCAGCGCUGCUGCUAGGAGACAUAAUAUGAUAAGACUCUGGUAAAAAAAUAAAAAUAAGCCUCUGGUGAUACAUUUGUUUAAAUUACAUUUAUAUCUUCAUUUAUGUAAAAACCUAGAGACUCUCAAAUAUCAAAAUGUAAUUUAUUAAUAUUUAUUCGUGUCAAAAUGACAAACAUCUUUUCCUAUUCCAUUUUGGCUGGAAACGCUUCCAACACGCUUGCGCGUCACGUGAAAAAUAGACGUCUGUUCUAUUAUUAGCAUGCACGCUGUUUUCCCCGUGGCUCAGGCCCUGUGUCACGCAGCUCUAACCUGUUAACAUGGGAGCUGAAAUAAAAACGGACAUGCCACGUAUCCAGUCUGUCACCGGCCUUAGGGAUAAAUGACACAAAAUAUUGAUUUGAAAAGGAGUUUAUUGAUUUAAAAACGAUUGUAUUGUAUUGGUACCACUAAGAAAAUAGUUCAUUCUGGUGUGGUGAACAAAUGAGUCCUAUUGAAGAGAUGAGUUCGAGCUUAGGACCCCAUUAGUAUGCUUGAUCUAAAUCUGUUCUUGAAAUAACUUGUAGCGAAUGAGCUGUCUAAACUGUUAAUGAGAAAAAUAGUAAUAUACACAAAUAAACAUUAUUUUAUGUUUCUUUUUAUUUGAAAAAAGUGUAAUUGUAACAUUGUGCUGAUUAUUACGAUAAAAAAUAAUGACAUAAUUACAUUACGAAUUGCUGUGAAUACGGUAGGGCAGUAGAAGCUCAGGUAAAGCUCCACUAGCACGAUCAUCGGAUAACGUUAGUUAGCUGUAUGCUAUGCUACUAUCUAAGCUAACUAAAAAACACACAAUGAGAAAUAUUUAAUUUCACAAUCUAUAGCUUCAGUUAAAUACUAGUUUCUGAAACGUAUAAGUUAAAAUACAUUAAUGACUCGUUAUAACGUAGUACAAAUGUCUUCUAUAAUAAAUAGAUUUUGUAUGAUUUGUAACCAGGCACUAAAGCGAUUCAGAUAAAACGUGCUUUGAACCAAUCCGAUCUGGGUCCUAAGCUCGGACUCGAUCUCUUCAGUAGGACUCAUUUGUUCACCACACGGUCUCUACGGUUAGAAUCCUGCGUGUCCAUGGCAACGCUCUGCUUUGCAUGGCAACGCAGUGCGGAAAAGGGGCGGGGCUACAUAAAGUCUAUAAGCAAGGAAUGUCUGUAAGGAGUCUAUGUAUGUAUACAGCGUCAGUUGCCAUUCUCUAUAUUAGCUGUUAAGGUCAUUGAUGGAGAGGGACAGUUUGAUGAUGACCCCUGCAGUCAUAUUGAUGAGGAGGGAGAGAAGGAGGAGCAGCAGGAGAAAGCAGAGCAAAAGAAGGAGGAGGAGCAGGAGGAAGGAAAGCAGCAGGAGAAAGCAGAGCAGGAGGAGCAGGAGCAGGAGGAUAAUGGAACAAGAACAAAAACAGUGACAGGUACAGGGGCAGUGUGCAGGACUGGGUAGGCAAUCAUAUUAUGCAUAGAUAGAAUAAGAUAUAGUGACGUCACGUUCUUCUCAUGCAGUACAACCAGUACAGACAGAGGCAGGGUCCAAGACAGGUGAAGAUGCACCAAGGAUAGACCUAAACAGAGCUGAAGAUGAGGGCUUUGAUUUUUAUACACGACCGGCCUCCAAAGAUUUAGAUUUUUUUUUUUCUUACCACCCUCAACAACCCACCAGAAAAGGCACGACUAUCUAUCAUACUAAAGAUGGUAUUAUGAGAAAGUGGCUCACAUACUGUAAGAAAGAAAACUCACUCUACUGCACAGUAUGUUUGGCAUAUGCAAAGCCAUCUGCAAGUGAAAGUGCGUUCAUUAAGGGGGGAAUGACAGCCUGGAAGCAUGUACAUCAGAGAAUAGAAGAGCACGAAAGAAACCAAGUUCACAGAGACAGUGCAGAAGCAUAUUUUAUGAUGGCCAGUCAAGCAGACAUAGUAAGCUUACUAAGUGGAAAACAAGUGUCUCUUCACCGUGACCAAGUCAGAAAGAAACGCCAAGUCAUGGACCGUGUCAUUGAAGUGAUAAAAGUCAUUGGAAAGUGUGGUCUUAGCUAUAGAGGCACCAAAUUUGAAGCUGCAUACACAUGGGACAACAUUGCUGUUGAUCAUGGAAACUUCUUGGAAAUGAUCCUCCUGCUGAGCAAAUUUGAUGUCUCUCUGCAAGAACAUGUAAAUGAAUGUGUACAAAAAAGCCAAAGCCUAAAUAAGACCGGUGUUAAAGGCAGAGGAUCUUUCGUUACACUGCUGUCUAAAACAUCUGUCAACAAAGUGAUUGAUGUAAUCAGCCACUUAAUCAAAGAAAGCAUUUCAAGGGAAGUAAGGCAAGCAGGAAUGUUUUCUCUGCAGAUUGACACCACACAAGAUAUUACCUCCACAGACCAAUGUGCUGUUAUCCUCAGAUAUGUGACUGAUGUGGUCCAUGAGAAGCUCAUAGGUGUGGUUGAUUGUGAGUCAUCAACUGGAGAGUAUUUUGUGGAGCUACUUAAAAAAACUCUAGCAAAGGUGGAUAUUGAGCUUAGGAACUGUGUUGGCAACUCAACCGAUGGAGCUGCAAACAUGCAAGGCCAGUACAAGGGGUUCUCUGCUUUACUGGCAUCAGAGUCUCCUAACCAAGUGCACAUCUGGUGCUAUGCACAUGUGCUCAAUCUUGUUCUGGGUGACACCACGAGUGCUGUGAUAGAAAGUGCAUCCCUUUUCUCCAUAGUGAAUGAUGUUGCUGUAUUUAUCAAGGACUCAUACAAGCGUAUGAAAAUGUGGGAGGAAGUCAGUGAUGACAAGCGACACAGACGGCUGUCUCCUAUCGGGGAGACAAGAUGGUGGGCCAAGGACCAGGCCCUAAGCAAGAUAUUUGGCUGUUUUGGUAACCCUGACAAUGCUUUGUAUGUUGAUUUAAUCUUAACACUGAAAAGGAUAGUGGAAGAUAUGUCAAUCAAAGCACAUGUCAGAGCAAGAGCUAAGGGGUACAUGGAGUCCCUACUGAAGCAUGAGACGGUGUUGACAGCACAGCUAUUCUUGAGAAUCUUUGAGAUUACCUCACCACUUUCCAGAUACCUCCAGACCAGUGGCAUGGACCUAAUCACUGCUCAUCGACUAGUUAUGGGGGCCCAAGACAGCCUAAAAUCCUGCAACAGGGACAUGGAUGGUGUCACAAAAGCUGCAAAUAUCUUUGUUAAAUGGGCUAACAAGGAGCUGGAGGAGAAUGGAUCUAAAGAGGUGGUUCAGGGGGCUCUACCUGAAAAAAAAAUCAGAAAGAAGAAGUCCAUGCCAGGUGAAGUAGCAGAGGAAGAACAUUCGUUGAAUACAGAGGAUCAGUACAGGAUCAAGGUGCACAAUGUCAUUUUGGACACAGUGACUCAGAGCAUUCACGCUCGCUAUUCUGCAAAUGGAGCUCUUUAUGAUGAUUUUGCAUGCCUCGACCCAAGGAAUUUUGGUACACUAAGAGAUAGGGGGCUUCCAUCUGAAUCCCUCAAACAACUCAGUAAAUGCCUCCUUAGGUUCGAUGAAAGAGCAACAUCUGGAAGGCUCAAUGCCGAGCUCUGUAGUUUGGCCAACCAGUGGGAGAGACUUAAGUUGCCACAUUUGGAGUCAUACACUGUCCGGGCUGCAGAAGAGACAGAAGAUGGAGAAGACAUGGAACUGAAUAACACCAGCUGCACCUCCUGCAAAGACUGUGCAAUUUGUGUUUAUCAUAUCCUCUCCAAAUACAACCUCCUCACUGAUGCCUAUCACGUCAUUGGACUGGCCUACAAGUUCUUGCUUACACUCUCUUUCAGUCAAGUGGCCUGUGAGAGGACCUUUUCUACUCUCAAGUAUGUAAAGAACAGACUGAGGAGUACUCUGACACAGGAGCGUCUUGAGGCAUUCAUGCUAAUGUGCACAGAGAAAGAGAUCCUAAUGACUUUAGACAACGAUGGAGUCAUAGACAGAGUUGCAGAGUCGAGUAAACUUCUCCAAAGUUUGCUGGUGAUGUGAGGUAGGACAGUUUUAGGAGGAGCAACAGCAGGAGGAGAGAGGAGGAGGAGAAGAAAGGAGGAGGAGCAGCAGGAGGAGAGAGGAGGAGGAGCAGUA